Molecule: messenger RNA, 219 nt
Organism: Galeopterus variegatus (Sunda flying lemur)
Lineage: Eukaryota; Metazoa; Chordata; Mammalia; Dermoptera; Cynocephalidae
Product: dnaJ homolog subfamily C member 12
Exons: 2
Cellular component (GO): cytoplasm
Source: RefSeq, a predicted model, not a curated record
GUUGAACAAAUCCUGGCAGAAUUUAAGAUCAGAGCUCUGGAAUGUCACCCUGACAAGCAUCCUGAAAACCCCGAGGCUGUGGAGACUUUUCAGAAACUGCAGAAAGCAAAGGAGAUACUGACCAAUGAAGAAAGUCGAGCCCGCUAUGACCACUGGCGGAGGAGCCAGAUAUCGAUGCCGUUCCAGCAGUGGGAAGCUUUGAGUGAUUCGGUGAAAACG